Molecule: messenger RNA, 1542 nt
Organism: Physcomitrium patens
Lineage: Eukaryota; Viridiplantae; Streptophyta; Bryopsida; Funariales; Funariaceae
Product: Golgi SNAP receptor complex member 1-1
Biological process (GO): vesicle fusion; inter-Golgi cisterna vesicle-mediated transport; endoplasmic reticulum to Golgi vesicle-mediated transport
Cellular component (GO): Golgi medial cisterna; cis-Golgi network; SNARE complex
Molecular function (GO): SNAP receptor activity
Source: RefSeq, a predicted model, not a curated record
UUGCUUGAGCUUCAUUGCUUUUGGUGGUUCGCAGACGCAUCAACUGGUUUGUGGAGCGCUUGCAUUGUCCUUGGAAUUAUCUGAAGUUGGCGAGAGAUCGGCGAAACUUUUCUGAAAUUUUUCGGAGGCAAAUUUUACAGAGAGAGUGCGUCACGUGUUUGACACUGUCUGGCAGGCUUGAGUUAUGCCCAGUUUUUAUGCAAUAAACCUUGCGAAGGUCUCUGGAGAAGGUGGUUAGAUUUCUUUGAGGGGGAGCUAGCAUACACUGAGUUUCAAGCAGGUGGAUGGCGAUGGCGUUAGGAGCAGGAUGGACGCCGGAUGCUGGAAGCGUAGGCUGGGAUGAAUUGCGUAAGCAGGCGAGGAGACUAGAAAGCGAGCUGGACGUGAAACUUGCAUCAUUUCAGAGAGGUCAGAAUGCUCCAGCAGUUGAUGGCCAAACUGAUGGAAACGAGGUGGAAAUUGAAAGAUUGCUACAACAUCUGAACGACGUUAAUGUGCGCAUGCAGAACUGGGUGUCGGAUGCAGGUUCCGAUGUCCUGUCGCACACACUUGUGCGGCACCAGAAUAUUUUGCAUGAAUUGAGUCAGGAAUUUGCAAGAAUACGUGUCACUGCGAAUGCUAAUCGAGAACGCGCACAGCUUCUACAACACUUCGGCGGGACUGGUGAGAGUAAGGGCUUUCUGGAUGACCGGGGUAACGGAUUACAAUCUUUAUUUCGCGAGCAAGCGAAUAUUAACAGAAGUACAGCCCAGAUCGAUUCUGUAAUCGGACAUGCUCAGGAAACGUACACUGCCUUGAGGUAUCAAAGGUCUACCUUUAGGGAUAUAACCUCCAAAAUUGGUGCGAUCAGCACCAGAAUGCCCUCGGUUAAUAAAGUUUUGACUGCAAUCCGACGUCGAAAGUCUCGUGACACGUUCAUUGUUGGAGCGGUGACGGUCUUUUGCCUCGUUAUGCUCCUCUUGUACUGGGUUGCAAAAUGAUUUAGGUCCAGAUACGCAUCUCGAGGAUUCGACAUUUCAUUUUACUCUCCUACACAAGCACAUUAGCUGUACUUCUAUUCAACACAUUUCUCGUCCGCCAUAUCUAGCCAGGUAACCUCAAUAGAAUCAUCGAAACAUGUUCGGAGGAGAGUUCGUGUCGAAGGGUUUUACGCAGACUUGGCGACUGACAGCGAGCUAAACAUCGCAAAUUUUCUGAUACUCCCUUUCAGGAUUUUAACGCGCUUGAGGAUUUGGCCACCACUGUGACUCGCCAAAGCUGGUCGCUUUGACUAAUCAGAGUUACUUUGCUAUCUUCAGUCUGAUUUUAAGCUUUGUAACACAAUCAAUAUUGAGGGUAGACUCAAAAUAUGUGAAGAGUCUGCAUUUAUGACGUCCAACAAGUAUGACUGAGAUGGUGUUGUAGACCUGUAACAGUGGACAGUUGAAGUGAAGUGCUAAGCACAUGAGUUAGUCUUUAUUAUUGCCAUGUCAUUAUCAAACAAGACAUGUAUUCUUAUGCUUAUAAGUAUUAUUAUGAACUUGCAAAACAGUGUUCUGAGUA